Seriola aureovittata is the source of this 2603-nucleotide messenger RNA. It is a transcript of the gene gipc2, whose product is annotated as GIPC PDZ domain containing family, member 2. Gene Ontology annotation, molecular function: protein binding. NCBI's taxonomy places the organism in Eukaryota, Metazoa, Chordata, Actinopteri, Carangiformes, Carangidae. Bases 293 to 1282 code for a protein of 329 amino acids. The record is from RefSeq and is a predicted model, not a curated record. The transcript is spliced from 6 exons.
UCAAGAGUUUAUCCCACACUCACCAUCUACCUGUUGAAUAUUUACACCGUCGAGUCACUGUCGAAGAACAAAGUCAAACCUCGGCUGCGGGCAGGUGAGGAAAGGAAAAGUGUUCGCGGAAGGAAGGAAGGAAGGAAGGAAGAAGAAACUCAGGAAAGCUCGGAGGAAAGAAGGAAGUAAAUAGGACAACACGACCGUUGGGCUUGGGACUCAACAGGUACUUCAAUGUUAUAGCAGCGGCUCGGACUUUUUGUUUUUACACGGAGAAAAACAAACGAAAACAGCGAGGAAAAUGCCGUUGGGACCGUGGAAGAAGAAAAACAAGUCGACGAAAGAGCAAUUGGUGGACAACGAGGAGGUCAGCGGCGGACACGCAGGUGCCGGGAGCUUGGGUAAAUCCGCCGUGAACGGAGCGGGGCUCCCGCCUCCACCUGCCAGCCUGCGGCCCAAACUGGUCUUCCACACGCAGCUGGCGCACGGAAGCCCGACCGGCAGGAUCGAGGGAUUUACCAACGUCAAGGAGCUGUACGCAAAAAUAGCAGAGGCGUUUAAUAUAAGCCCACCUGAGAUCCUGUUCUGCACCCUGAACACCCACAAGAUUGACAUGGACAAGCUGCUGGGGGGCCAGAUCGGCCUCGAGGAUUUCAUCUUCGCCCACAUUAAAGGGAUCAAGAAGGAAGUGGAAGUUCAUAAAUCUGAAGAUGCGCUCGGCCUCACCAUCACCGACAAUGGAGCGGGCUACGCUUUCAUAAAGCGUAUUAAGGAGGGCAGCGUUGUGGACGGGGUGAAGGUGAUCUGCGUGGGCGACCACAUAGAGUGCAUUAACGGACGUAACAUCGUCGGGACGCGGCAUUAUGAGGUCGCCCGCAUGCUUAAAGAUCUGCCCAGAGACAGACCUUUCACCCUCAAACUGGUGGAGCCGAUGAAGGCUUUUGAAAUGCUUGAGCCCAGGUCAAAGGGUGCCAAACCUGCCAGCGACAACAAGAUCGGCACAGGGAGGGGGACUCUGAGACUUCGCUCCAAGGGCCCAGCUACUGUGGAGGAUGAGCCAACAGAAUUUGAGGAGAAGGCAGUGAAGAAAGUGGACGACCUCCUGGAGAGCUACAUGGGCAUCAGAGACACCGAACUUGCUGCUACGAUGGUCGAGGUCGGCCGUGACAAGAAGAACCCGGACGAAUUCGCCAUGGCGUUAGACGAGACCCUCGGAGACUUCGCUUUUCCGGAUGAGUUUGUAUUUGACGUCUGGGGUGCCAUCGGAGACGCCAAGCAGGGAAGAUUUUAAGUUUGCACCUGCUCCCCCAAACACACACAUCCACACACACACACACACACACACACACACACACACACACACACACACACACACACACACACACCCACCCUCUCCACCCUCUCCAAGCCGACUGGACAAACUUCAACCAGUACAAACAGGGGUGGGUGAAGUGCUCCUUCCUCCCUUCACUUUGUUGUUAGGUGCAGCUUUGCACUCGGAUGGAGAGUCUUUAAGUCAAGUUGAGUCAGGUGGGUCUACAUAAGGAAUUUCACAUGUCAGGGUUUUGGUGUAAUCUUGUAAAGAUAUCCAUGAAAUGUGGAAUGCAGUUUCCAACACUGGAACUGCCUCCUACAUGUUGAAACUUUUGUACCCCACCUUGGAGGCAGGGUAGCUCUAAAUGCAUCUAAAGCUCAUGAUACUGUUCUUCUGUCAGAACAGAUAAACUAGUCGACAGUGGUCUAUUACACUGGUUAUAAAUGGUACGUGCACAACCUUAAAUUUUAAAACAAUCACUCAGUUCUAAUCACACUUUAUAGCUGUGUAAUUUUGAGUAUACAGACGUAUAACACAGCUUUUUAUAGGCUUUUUUUUUAUAUGUGAAAAUGCUGCUGAUUUUACAGCAGCAGCAUUAUGUAAUUAUAGUGAUCGUAGCAAUAUUUCUCUCUCAAGCAACCUUUUUAUUUCCCUCCCAUCUUUUAAAAUCUUUUAAAUGACCUCAUGGUUUAAGAAAAAAAAAAAAGUCAGAGCUUUGACCACGCUCACUCUGCUAAUGUUUGUUUACUUUGUGAUUUUCUUUUCUCUGUGCCCUUAAACAUCUCAGCUUGAGCCUUGCGUCCAUCUUCCAGAGACUGAGCAAUACAGAGAAAAGAGGGUUUAUCUUUUUAAAUGCCUUUUAUCCAAGUUUGACGACACAUUCCACCAACAUUCCUUAUGUUUCUCUUGCAGUUAAAGUCUGUUAGCACUGAUAACAAGUCACGAAAUGAGGCAGAUUUAGAGAGGCAUGCUAAUUUUAUUUUUUCCCUGUAAUUUAUUUUAUCAUGAAAAAUCAUAUGCUGCAUGACAUUUUAUACGCCGAGACAUGGCUCCACAUGAAAGCCAUUCUGGAGGCAGUGUCUGGAAUGGGAUCAAUUGCAAUCCAAUGUCUUAACUGAAUGCACUCGCAUUAAUGUAACUGCACUAUUUAAAUCACUGUCAAACUGAAUUUAAAUAGUGACUCCAUUAGUGUCAUCUACUGAUGUUAACUGUUCACAGCAGUUGCAUAUUGUUUGACAAACCAUAAGGGAUCACUAUUGUUCGAUAGACAAUAAAAUUUGAUAUACUGUUAUAUUCA